GAUAAGGAGUAUGACCCACUUAUAGAUGGAAGCUCCCGCUGUGCAGGAAGCUGUGGUGGGAUGUGGAAGACGGGGGGAAAAAAAAGAUUCAUCGUGGAGACGAAGUGGCUACAUGAGUCUUUCGACGCCAGCACUAAGAGAAGCUUCUGCACCGAAUCUCAGCACGGGCAGAUGGGGAAUGGCCUGCGACGCACACCGUAGCCACCUUGCCGAUGCGCCCAAAAAGCCUUCCCGGAGACUUGGGAUGCCUUCCCGAGUAUAUCUGCAGGGCCUGCCUCGCCCUCCGAAAGCCGGGCCUUAAUCUCCCAGUCCCUCGCUACUAUUCCCGAGAGGCUCGACCGGCGAGGGCACCUCCCAGACUGGCGCGGAAGGCCCAGCAGGUCCGGAUUCCCCGAGUAGAGAUACCCGAACCCGAGACAGACGACGGCAACAAUGUCACGUUCCGCUAUUUCGAAAUGGACCGUCCUGGCCACCUGCGGCCACUUAAGGACAAUGCCGAGUUUGUUGAGUCCCUCGAGUCCGAGGAACGCCGAGCCCAAGCCGAACUCGACAAGAUGGAGGCACAGCUAAAGCUGUCCGCAUUCAAGGGGCUGAGGGAGCUUGCCGAAAGACUAGGGUUAGUGCCCAAGCAGGCAGAGGAGGAGGUGCAGAAGGAGCCUGCCAAAUGCAAGCCAUUUACAAAGGAGAUAAACACUAUCGGCAUAUACACGCUGCACGCGAGACCGAUCAUACAGCUAAACUGGCACCUCAAGAGGUCCGCGAGAAGGAUUGCCCAGGGAAAGAUUAGGCGGAAAAACAUCCAUGACACCUGGAAACUGUACGCGCUCGCGCGGCCUCUGCUCCAAAACUCAUGGGAACGGGUUCCACGCCAGAUCUGGGAGCUUCUCUGGCGCCUCCUCUCCUGGGAUGGCCCGGAGAACACGAACCGCAUGGGUCGUGUUUACCAGCUCGGCAAGGACAUGCGGGCCGCUGGCAUACCCAUCGACGACACAUGCCAGGUCCUCCUCAUCGAAGCCGCCUUUGUCGAAGGGCCGCGAAAGGAAGCAGUCGAAGCAUGGAAACGCUUCUCCUUGUUGCCGAAACACUCGAAAGAGCUCCGAGAGGACUACCUCACGCUAGGCGUUCGCAUGCACUCGAUUCAGGGCGAUCUGGAACGUGCGGGUCGCGCUCUCGACAAGCUGCUCAAGAAAACGCGCCCCUCGGACCCGCGCUUCAUGUUGACCUUCAUCCGCGCCUGUGCUCAGGACAAGACGCGUUUGGACAAGGCAUGGGAGACGUACCGGCUGAUGCGGGACCUUCUAGGCCCUGACAUCAAGAUGGAGGACUACGACGAGGUCGUUGCGUCCUUCCUGCUCUCAAAGCAGGCCGAAUUGGCAUUCAAGGUCUUUGUCGACAUGAUGUUCUCAGGGGCCAUCGAUCUGCACGGCAAAACCACGAAGCUGCCGAGCGAAGUCAACAAUCACUUCUUCAUGGGCAAGUGGCUCAAGAGGUUGAUCGGAGCAGGCAACCUCGACGGCGCAUUAGAAGUGCUGAAGUUCAUGCAGACAAAGGGGAUCCUGGCCGCCAAGGUCCAAGUGAACGGCCUCAUCGGAGCCUGGCUUCGGUCGGGCUUGGCCGAGAAUCUAGAAAAGGCAGAUAAGCUCGCAUGGGCCAUGGUGCGGUCUCGCAUGGCGUUCGUCGAGCUGCGCCGGCGCGAGGCACUCGUCGACUGGCCGAUCCGACUCGUGCAAACACCGAACAAGAACGAAGAUCUGCCGGACAACCUCGGCCUGACGUUCGUGCCGCAGGCCAGUCUCGAGACCUUCUCGCUGAUGGCGGAGAACUACAAAGAGCGGGGGCUGCACUCCAAGCUCGAGGGACUCUGGGUGGCGUUCCAGAAAUGCGAGAUGUCGACCGAUUCCUUCAUGAUGAACCAGCUUCUUGAGUCCUACAACCAGGAGGGUAUGGGCCUCAAGGCCCGCGAGGUGUACAAAGCCCUCACCGAAGAGCACGCACUGGCGCCAGACGCCUACACAUUCUUUGCCCUCUACAGGAGCCUCGAGAUCAACCUGAGGCACUGGGGGUCGAUGACUGACGAAGUCAUGCGUGGGGAAGGGCAAAUCUGCCGCGAGAUUUUCCGCGACAUGGUUGGCUCCUCCUGGGCGUUUGAGGCGGAGGAAGUGCAGCAGGCGUUGAUGCGCAUAGUGCUUCACUCGUUCCGAAAGUGCGGUGACAACGUCGGAGUGAUCAUCGCUCUACGGGCGAUGCGCGACGUCUUCGACCGCCUACCAGGGCACGCCAUCAGCAUAGAGAUGCUGGUCGAGAACCCCGACGUCGCCCAAAGCAAGAAAAAGCUUUUCGACGCCAGCCGGCAGGUCCAAGCCGCCUACGAUAUCAGCCUGAAGGGCGGCAGUGACGCUGCCCCGACGCGCAAGGAGCUAUCCCAAAAAGAAGGUGCCGAGAUUCUAGUUCGCAUGGUUGAGGAGUAUUAUCUGCAGAAGAUCGGGCCGACCUCGGACGAGGAGCUUGAGCUCAUGUACCAGAAGGCCAUUCUGCAGAUGGGCCUGGCCGAUGUUCUGAUUCCAUCCCAGGCUCCCGACGAGGGCGAGCAGGAAGAAGACGGUGCCGGAAAUGCCCUCAGCGGCGCGGCAGGGCCCUGCUAAAGAAAAGUGUAGUAACACGGCUGUUCUAUUGGCCAAUGUUUGAUAGACGGCCAAGGGAUGUGAACUUACGGUAUCCCCCCAUGAUGGUUCGCGCAACCCAAUGUACAUUAAUGAUCACUUUACUUUCGCUUCGCGGCUUAAUCGUGGUCCUCCUCCG
This is a messenger RNA of Gaeumannomyces tritici R3-111a-1, 2799 nucleotides long. RefSeq lists its product as hypothetical. The record is from RefSeq and is a predicted model, not a curated record. The coding region runs from base 213 to 2642 and encodes 809 amino acids. The transcript has a single exon. Gene Ontology annotation, molecular function: protein binding. Lineage: Eukaryota; Fungi; Ascomycota; Sordariomycetes; Magnaporthales; Magnaporthaceae.